AUGAGAAGAAUUCUAGUCUGCGUUCUGUUUUUCAUUUGUCUAUUCUCACCAAGUUGGGUAAAAUCUUUGAGCCCUUCUUUAAAUGAUGAUGUUCUGGGGUUGGUUGUGUUCAAGGCUGAAAUUCAAGAUCCAGAAGGGAAAUUAAGUUCUUGGAAUGAAGAUGAUGAUAGCCCUUGUAAUAAUUGGGUUGGGGUAAAAUGCAACCCUAGAUCCAAUAGAGUCUCUGACCUUGUCCUUGAUGGCUUUGGGCUUUCAGGGAAAUUAGGCAGAGGCCUCAUUCAACUGCAAUUUCUUCAAAAGCUUUCGCUUGUAAGAAACAAUCUUACAGGAUCCAUAAGCCUCAGCUUUUCUCAGCUUUCUAAUUUAAGGGUCCUGGACUUGAGUGAGAAUAGCUUUUCGGGCCCAAUCGAGAGUGAUUUCUUUAGGCAAUGUGGAUCUUUAAGAUCAAUUUCUUUGGCUAAAAACAAGUUUUCGGGGCAAAUUCCUGAGAGUUUAGGCUCUUGCUCGACUCUUGCUUCACUGAACUUUUCAGGCAAUGAGUUUUCAGGACUGUUGCCUUCAGCGCUUUGGUCUUUGCAGGGGCUUAGGUUGCUUGAUUUGUCUGAUAAUUUAUUGGAGGGUGAGAUUCCGAAGGGCAUUGAUGGCUUGAGCAAUUUGAGGGGCAUAAGUUUGAGGAAUAAUCACUUUACUGGUGGUGUUCCUGAUGGAAUUGGGGAUUGUUUAUAUUUAAGGUCAGUUGAUUUGAGCGAAAACUCUCUUUCUGAAGGGCUCCCAAGCACAAUGCAGAAGCUUGCCUUGUGUAAUGACCUGGUUUUGUAUAAAAAUGGAUUUACCGGGGAACUGCCUGAAUGGAUUGGAGAAAUGAGAAGCCUUGAGACCUUGGAGCUUUCUGAAAAUAACUUCAGUGGCCAAAUUCCGGAUGCUAUGGGGAAGCUUCAGUCAUUGAAGGUUCUAAAUUUUUCCAAGAAUGGCCUUACUGGAAGCAUGCCUGAGUCCAUGAGUAAUUGCUUAAACCUUCUGGUUUUGGAUGUGAGCCAUAAUUCCUUGACUGGGAAUCUUCCUUCUUGGAUAUUGAAACUAGGUUUACAGCAAGUUUUGUUUUCAGAUAAUAGAUUAAGUGGAAGCAUGGGCAGUUUUCUUGCCUCGUCGACUGAAAAUUCUCGUAGAAAGGUUGUGAUUUUGGAUGUGUCCCAGAAUAAGUUAUCUGGUGAAAUUCCGUCGGCUGUUGGGGACUUAAGUGGGUUGCAGUUAUUGAAUAUGUCAAGAAACUCACUUGUAGGCAGCCUUCCUGCAAGUAUCGGACAAUUGAAGACCUUGGAAAUUCUGGAUUUGAGCGAAAAUCAGUUACAUGAUAGUAUCCCUUUGGAUAUUGGAAGUGCUACAUCACUUAAGGAAUUGACACUAGAGAAAAACUCAUUGAGAGGCAAUAUUCCUUCCUCAAUUGGGAACUGCUCUUCACUGAUUUCCUUGUCUCUGGCACACAAUGAAAUAAGUGGCUCCAUUCCUACAUCCCUUUCAAAACCUGCCAACCUUCAGAUCGUCGACUUCUCUUUUAACCAGCUUACAGGAACCCUACCGAAGCAGCUGGUAAAUCUUGUCCACCUGCAGUCAUUUAACAUUUCACACAACCAGCUAAAUGGUGAAUUACCUGCUGGUGGUUUUUUCAACACCAUAGCUCCCUCUUCCGUCUCUGACAAUCCGUCCCUUUGUGGGGCACCAGUCAAUAGAAGUUGCCCUACGGUCCUUCCCAAGCCAAUUGUAUUAAAUCCCAACUCAACGGAUGCCACUCCGGGUACAAUCUCCCAAAGCUUUCAUCGUGGAAAGAAAAUUCUAAGCAUUUCAUCCCUCAUUGCAAUUGGUGCAGCUGCUUCAAUUUUUAUUGGUGUUAUUGCAAUAACCGUGCUUAACCUUCGAGUACGUGCCUCCACAUCUCACUCGGCAGCAGCCCUUACCUUUUCUGGUGGUGACGACUUUAGCCAGUCACCUACCACAGAUGGCAAUUCUGGGAAGCUCGUCAUGUUUUCAGGCGAACCUGACUUUAGCACUGGGGCACAUGCUCUGCUUAACAAGGAUUGUGAACUUGGGCGUGGAGGAUUCGGAGCUGUCUACCGGACUAUGCUUAAAGAUGGACGUUCCGUUGCCAUCAAGAAACUCACCGUUUCAAGUCUUGUUAAGUCCCAAGAAGACUUUGAAAGGGAAGUCAAAAACUUGGGGAAAGUCCGUCAUGGCUAUCUUGUGGCACUUGAAGGUUAUUACUGGACUCCAUCGCUACAGCUUCUUAUAUAUGAAUUUGUCUCUGGUGGAGAUUUGUACAAGCACCUUCAUGAAGGAUCUGGCGGGAAAACUCUCCAUUGGAACGAGAGAUUCAAUAUUAUUCUGGGUGCAGCUAAGGGCUUGGCUCAUUUGCACCAAAUGAACAUAAUCCACUACAACUUAAAAUCAAGCAAUAUCUUGAUUGACAGCUCUGGUGAACCUAAGAUUGCAGAUUAUGGUUUAGCCAGGUUGUUACCGAUGUUGGAUCGUUAUGUUUUGAGCAGCAAGAUUCAGAGUGCCCUCGGUUAUAUGGCACCUGAAUUUGCUUGCAGAACUGUUAAGAUAACAGAGAAAUGUGAUGUGUACGGUUUUGGGGUUUUGGUUCUUGAGAUAGUUACUGGAAAGAGACCUGUUGAGUACAUGGAGGAUGAUGUAGUAGUGCUUUGUGACAUGAUCAGAGGAUCAUUGGAAGAUGGCAAGGUAGAGGACUGUGUUGAUGAUAGGCUGCAAGGGAAGUUUCCUGCUGAGGAGGCGAUUCCAGUUAUGAAGUUAGGUUUAAUCUGCACAUCGCAAGUGCCUUCAAACAGGCCGGACAUGGCCGAAGUGGUUAACAUAUUGGAGCUGAUUAGAUGCCCUUCGGAAGGUCAGGACGAGUCAGGAUGA
Molecule: messenger RNA, 2916 nt
Organism: Fraxinus pennsylvanica
Lineage: Eukaryota; Viridiplantae; Streptophyta; Magnoliopsida; Lamiales; Oleaceae
Source: the annotation of a GenBank genome assembly